This is a messenger RNA of Cuscuta campestris, 1127 nucleotides long. The record is from the annotation of a GenBank genome assembly. NCBI's taxonomy places the organism in Eukaryota, Viridiplantae, Streptophyta, Magnoliopsida, Solanales, Convolvulaceae.
GUUCAAUGUGGAAAUCUCUUGCUCGAUACAAGAUUUUGUGCGUGGUACUCCAAUGGCAUUGAGUUCUAUUCCCUUGGAGUUAAAAGGUUUCAAAAUAAGGAUGAUGAACGCUAUAAGGAACCUACUCAGAGCUCCACUUGCUCCACCAGAUCUAACUCCUACAAUCAUUCUACACAACACCACACCUAAUGGCAUGGAAUCUGUUGAGGACACUAUUGUUGAUUUAGUGAACAUUCCCAAAAUUGAUGAUGAUGGUAUUUUUGUUAAAGAUGCUGUUAAUGCCUUUCCAUCAGAUCUUGUAGCUGUUGAUACACACGUAAUUGCACCGGGUAAUGAAGAAGUUGCAAAGGAUCCAACAUUGAGCAAUAUCAUCAUCGCAUGUAGCUUUGUGCCUUCGUCCAAAACAGCCCAAGUAACAGAUGUAAAUUAUACGCAAGCAGACAUCUCACUGCCCUUUGAUAUCAUCCAAUCCCCUGCCCAUGCGAAUAUAGUGGAGUCCGAGUUUUGGGAUUCACAACCGGUAGCUAAGUUUGUAUUUGCUCUUCUCUAUUAUGUCCAUCUUUAUAUUCCAAUUUGCAGGCUUAAUGACGAUCUAUCAUCCAGUGGACAUAAUCUUUGGGUCAACAUUUUCUCUCCAGUCUUGAAGCAUGAGUGGGAGCCUCCACCUUGAGGACAAGGUCGCGAUCCUAAUUUGACCCAACUUAAGUAAAAUCAAUUGAAAAAUAGUUCUCAAACACCUUUGAUUUAAUUUAACAGAAGCAUAACUUGAAUUAUUUUAGAAAGAAUAAUUAGUGAAUAUUUUGGACUCAACAAAUACUCCCACACUUAGCUUCUUGCACGCCCUCGUGCAAAGUAGAUAAAACAGACAGAUUCUUAUACUUUUACUUCUCAAAACUGAACUUGCUGGAGGUGUAUGACCCUGUCAAAACUUAAUAUUGGCUCAACUUGACACAGAAUCUUCCUUAAAUUUCUAACAAGAAUAGCCCAACCAUUAACUUAAGAGAGAUUUAUUUAAACAUUCAAUUAGAAGACUUAUUCAAGCAAAACUUGUUAAAUCACUUAGAUUGCUCCAUGUUUAAGAACAUUCCUUUCCCAAAUCAGUAGCAUAAUCAAGGAUUAAUUCUAAA